Messenger RNA from Sclerotinia trifoliorum, 2132 nucleotides. Lineage: Eukaryota; Fungi; Ascomycota; Leotiomycetes; Helotiales; Sclerotiniaceae. The record is from the annotation of a GenBank genome assembly.
UCGGUUUCGGCGAUACUAUAUUCCGACUACCAAAAUCUCAAUUUUUAUCUUCUUAUAAAUAUUGAUGUGUGAAAAUUCUCACAAUGGCACUAUCAAUGCAAUGAGUACAAUCUUUUUGACUGGAGCAAAAGCUUCGAAAAGAGUAAGUUUCAUUCUUCGACCUCUAUAUUUAUCUUCUUGCACUGUAAGAUAUGCUUCUAUCAAUUCUGGAAUAAACCGUGGGCUACGGAAGUCUAAAGGAGUUGGGUUCAGAGGAAAGGAUAAAGGUCGCCCUAGUCGGGAGGAUGGUGGUGCUGGUCGAGGAUUUCAGGUCCCUAGAUCAGAUCCACAUUGGAAAAAUAGUGGGUCUGUGGAUGAUCUAGGGAGCAAGAACAAGUCUAUGCAUACACGAUUCAAGGGGAAUGACCGCGAUGAUGAAUCGAAACCAAAAUAUAAGACGUCCUCGCGCUUUGGAGACCGUCAGGAUAGAGGAAACGACUGGGAGGGAAAGUCUGAAAAUUUCAAGCCGCUAAGAGCUAAGGGUUCCUAUGGGGAAGAAUCUUUUGACACGUACAGGGAGCCUCGAAGCAGCAAGCCUGGUUACGAAAAGAAAUCCUAUGGUUCUUAUGGAUCUGGAGAGGAGAUAGCUGGUUACCAAAAGAGAUCCACCGGUAGAUCUCACGAGUUUCCAGAGAAACGCCGUGCCGAUGAGAAGGAUUCUUUUAACAAGUCAUUCGGGUCAUCCCGUGACAUCCUGAAGCAUAAGCAAAAAUCUUACCCAAACUUCGGAGAGGUAAGAAUGAUAUCCGAAAAAGGAUAUGAAGGUCCUAGAAAUUGGGCAAAAGGUUUCACGUACCCUUCGAAAUAUCCUACACGCGAGGAACGACUAGCGGUCAAAUCAAUGAGAUCUGGAUCAUCGUCAGAAUAUUCUCGCUCAUCUCCUCAGUCGGAACCUGGCUCGGAAUCUCAUCCUUCAGAAUUCUCGCCGCCCAAGACCAGUUCCUCCUUCGCUAAAAAUAUUCCAAUUUCAAUACCAUACACCACACCAGCCUCGGAAUUCCUGUACGGCACCUCAGUUGUCGAAGCUGCCCUGAACACACGGCGAAGAAAGAGCAGAAAGCUCUACAAGCUCUAUAUUCACAAAGGCGAAGACCGUCACAGUGGAGACCGAGAUGGUUUUCUAGCAAGACUAGCCCAGAGGAAAGGGGUUGAGGUUGCAAUAGUAAGAGGACAUGACUGGCUACGAACUCUCGACAAGAUGAGCCAAGGCCGUCCACACAACGGAUAUAUUCUCGAAGCAUCACCCCUUCCCCGUCUACCCGUCAUAAGUCUCGGCUCGGUAAUCGACCAAGGCGACAGCUUCGCCAUCCAACUCGCUCCCGACCGCCAAUCCCGCGAGGAGCUCGAGGUCCACGGCAACGACACUACAAUCAAUGUCCCCAAAGAUUCCUCCGGUCGCAAACCCCUUGUUCUCCUCCUAGAUAGCAUAGAAGACCCGCAAAAUCUAGGCGCCAUCCUGCGCACAGCACUGUUCAUGGGCGUAACAGCCGUCGCAAUAUCCGUCCGCAACAGCGCCUCCUUCACACCCGUCGUCUUCAAAGCCUCCGCCGGCGCCGCUGAAACCAUCGAGAUCUUCUCCGUCAACAAACCCGGAGGCUUCAUCAAGGACUCCCAAGCCUCUGGCUGGAAAAUCUACGCAGCAGUUGCACCACCUGCCACUCGAAAACCAGAUUCGAGAUACAUGUGGCCCGCAACUUCUCAAGAAUUUGUCUGGUCCCACAAACUCCAAGAUCCAUUACGUGAGGAUCCUUGUAUAUUAAUGGUUGGAGGCGAAGGCGAAGGUUUGCGCAAAAACUUGAGAGAUCAUGCUGAUGUGCAUAUUUCAAUCAAGGGUGCAGCUAUGCGAGGUAAACUCGAUAGUUUAAAUGUUAGUGUAGCAACUGGCAUGUUGUGUGGUGCUUUUAUGAGACAGACAGCAAGAAAGACUGUUGAGGAAGCAGUCAAGGAAGUUGAGGUGGAAAUAGAAAAUCUCAAUGAGAAUCAGGUUUUCUGACAUGUAUGAUAUAAAGUUGCAACUAGUAUAGAAAACUAAGGGUCCAUUCGGAUCGAUUAUCUGAAAUAUUAGAAAUAUUGAGCUCGAUAAAAAUAUUAGG